Molecule: messenger RNA, 1061 nt
Organism: Salvia hispanica
Lineage: Eukaryota; Viridiplantae; Streptophyta; Magnoliopsida; Lamiales; Lamiaceae
Source: RefSeq, a predicted model, not a curated record
CAUUGCGACUUUUCUUACACACACACAUACACAAUUGCAUCAAAAAAAUCUAAACUCGCUAAUUUUCUUCAUUUUUUCCAUCAAUGGCGGCGGUGGUCUCAUCUUCCGUUUCAGCCAGCGCUCUCUCGCUGUUUCAGCCCAGGAAAUUAAUCCCCAAAAAUUGCUCCAUCUCAAUGUCCGCGUCUUCUUCCUCAGCAGAGGUUUCUCAUGGUGAAUCUAAAUCAACUCAAAAAUUUGGAGUUUCGGAGAAAGGGAAACCGCCGGAAUUACCCUACAGUUAUUCACUUGUAAAUCCGAAUGGAAGCUCGGUCGUGCAAUUUGUACAAUCUACCGAGUCCAAUAUUGAGAGGGUCAUAUUUGAUUUCCGGUUUUUGGCACUACUAGCAGUUGGUGGUUCAUUGGCUGGCUCUGUGCUGUGCUUUCUCAAUGGAUGCGUCUACAUUUUUGACGCGUACAAAGUAUACUGGACAAGCUGUGUUAAAGGGGUCCAUUCUGGCCAAAUGGUUCUACGGCUUGUUGAAGCCAUCGAUGUAUAUCUUGCUGGGACUGUCAUGUUGAUAUUCGGGAUGGGGUUGUACGGACUCUUCAUUUCAAAUGUACCCCCAAAUGUCACCCCAGCUUCUGACCGCGCACUCAAGGGGUCGUCCUUGUUUGGCAUGUUUGCUUUGAAGGAGAGGCCAAAGUGGAUGAAGAUAAGCUCGCUGAAUGAGCUGAAGACGAAAGUAGGGCAUGUGAUAGUCAUGAUCCUUCUGGUGAAGAUGUUUGAAAGGAGUAAGAUGGUAACAAUAACAACCGGUUUCGACUUACUAACCUACUCUGUUUGUAUAUUCUUGUCUUCGGCAUCCUUGUACAUCCUUCACAAUCUACAUAAAUCGGAAAACGAGUAGCACACUCACAGCCUUCACUUGUAUUGCACCUCAAACAUAGGGAAUAUAUGUGUGUAUAUAUGAAUAGUCUGUCUAUGUUCAAAUGCUCUCUAUUUCGAGCAGCUUUAAGCUCUUGAUGUAAGCCAUAAUUUCUACUUUAAUGAUUUUUAUUAUGAAAAUCAAGUUUUAGUAUAA